AGGAGCCUGUUUAAAGUCCAUCAACAGAGAAGAAUGUAUAGUCCUCACAAGAAACAGUUUAUACUCUCUACUACUAUACUAACUACUAUCUGGGAUUGUAGGAGAGUAGGAUUGAGUUUCUCUGAUUUCUUCUUACUGUUAAAGUAAAAACUGCCAUAAUAGAAGUUGUUACAGAAUAUAAACUGUAUAACACCAGUAAUUGCCCAUGUUUCUUAUGCUCUGUACUACUGUCUGUUAUGCCAGUUUUAACCUUAACAGUCAGAAUGAAUGUAAGAAUCUUAAUCCUACUCCAUCCUUUCAUGACGGAAUCCAGCAUUUCAUGUUGGUAUGGAGGUCUCAGUGACAAAUACAUUUUGCUUUCAAACUGAUGGAAAAGUGAGAACUAUGAUUCUAGAUGUACAGUGUUAACAGAAUGUCUUGGGAUACUUGCUUAAUUCUGUAAAAAUGUUGCAGAUUUAUUAGUUUCACGACAAGUCAAUUGAAAGCAAUGUUUAACAUAUCUGCACAUACCUUCCACAUAGAAAUUCUCUAUUUAUUGUCAUUUUUUUUACUCAGUUCUGUUCAUUCCAAUAAUUGCAAUUGUAGUCAUUGGCUUCCAAUUGAAUACUAAACACAAAUGUUUGGUGUUUUGUUAUUGCAAAAGUGUUACCAUUUAAAAAGCACCCAAUGAGACUAGUUGUCAAUAAACUUCUUACACCUUGUAAUGAAUUCUUACAAUACUGUGAAGACACUGUUGAUGAAACUGUAAUGAGAGACAAUGUGUUUUCUGCUGUUAUUAACUUUUAGAACUAUAGUUUGGGUUGCAAUUUCUAACUAUUUGAAAUGAGUGUUUUACUUAAAGGAAAAGACAAAUGGAAAUUCAAUUGAUAUGCUGCAUAGUGAUAUGCUACUGUGUAUUUUGCAUGGAAAUUACUGGAAGUACAAAUGGCAAGGAGCUUUGAGGCGCUCACAGAUUCGCCAGACGUUUUCAAUAAAUGCACUGCAGAGCUUCUGAACAGUUCUAAUAGACCGUGUCUCACCCUGGGGGAUCGCCGGCUGGAAUCCUGCGGAGUUUCACUGCGUGGUGCGUGCGGCAAUGUGCUGCUUCAGCAGCAACCUGACCUGACCUGGCUAGCUUCUGCUACAGGAUUAAUAAGCUGCAGGCUGACUAAGGUUAUUCAACCAGCUAUGUUUCUAAUCCUGUUAAUGUCAGGAAUCUACCCACUAGCUUUCAGUCUCUCUUAUCACUUUCACUUUGUUGACACUGGAAUAACUUGGCCUGAAGCUCAGUCUUACUGUAGAAAGACCUAUGAUGAUCUGGCUACCAUUGAGAAUCAAGACGAUAUGCAACGGCUGGUUAACAGUAUAGGCCUUGCUUACACUGGAGCAGCCUGGAUAGGACUUCAGAAGCCAGGUGGAUGGGUGUGGCACUGGUCGCUGGAAGAGCAAAGCUUCUUCAGUAAUGUUGAGUUCUAUAUCUGGGCUGCGGGUGAACCAAACAAUUUCGCUGGACAGGAGAACUGUGUUGUCAUGACAUCCUUAGGAUACUGGAAUGAUUGGACCUGCAAUUCCCUCUCCUACUCUGUUUGCUAUGACGGCAACGAUUCCACCAAUCAGAGAUACAUCUGGAUUACGGAACUAAUGACAUGGACUGAUGCUCAGAGUUACUGCAGAAAGUAUUAUACAGACCUUGUCAGUAUUAACAAUCAGUAUGAGAACCAGCUGAUACACACAGUGGCACAGGGGACACCGGUGUGGAUUGGAUUGUUUAGGGACUUCUGGCAGUGGUCAGACCAGGCAAACUCCACAUUCUACAGCUGGAAAUUAGCAGAAGUGGGGAUGAUGACAGAUAAUUCAAAGUGCUGUACUUCUGUCGACUCUUCUGGAAAAUGGAACAGUCAAUACUGUCUUGACAGUUACCCGUUUGUCUGUUAUAGAGCCAUCACCGGACUAAAAACGGUGGUCAGUGUGAAAAUCAGAACCGACGGCGAUGUAACAGACUACAGUGACCUUGUUUUAAUGCAGCUACGCAAGGAACUGAGUGGUAGAGGGGCAUCAGAAAACUUCACGCUACACUGGCAGACUCAGGCUGAUGGACAGAUCUUCCACUUAGUGGAGGAACAAGGGCUCCUGGAGGAAGAAUGCCCUGGAGGUCAAUAGGUCCAUUGUUAUAUCGCAAUUCAGCAAGGAUUUGAUCUAGUGUGUUGAAGUGGAAGUAGGACAUAACAAAACCCCAAAUGUGGUAGAUUUCAUUUCUGUUGUUUUUGAUUGACACUGGAUUUAGAAUAGCCAUUAGCAAAAACCAAAUCUAACUGUAUACAUUUCCGUUAAGUUUUCUUUUUUUGAAUGAAACAGACUGUCAUGUCCGAAACGUCCGAUCCUCAUGUGUGCCACGCCCCCUGAUUAUCCACGUGUGCUUCCCCAGUCAUGCCCAGCUGUAUCUUGUUGUUUCACCCUGUCUGGUCUAUAUCAGUCCUUGUUCGAUGUCCAUCAUUGAAGUUACUAACGUUGCGGUGUCCUGUCCUGCCCGGAGCCGUCUUCCCCUUAAUAAAUCCCCAGUUUUCCCCGUAUUUCACCUGUCUGCCUCAUCCUUCCCUGCCUCCUGCCCGCCCGCCCGCCUGCCCGUCUUCACCCGCGAAACCUGACACAGACUGCCAUUUUUUUGGCUGCUACUUGCAGCCUGGGUAUUUGACUGU
Messenger RNA from Brienomyrus brachyistius, 2675 nucleotides. RefSeq names its product macrophage mannose receptor 1-like. The transcript has 8 exons. NCBI's taxonomy places the organism in Eukaryota, Metazoa, Chordata, Actinopteri, Osteoglossiformes, Mormyridae. The coding region runs from base 925 to 2139 and encodes 404 amino acids. The record is from RefSeq and is a predicted model, not a curated record.